AUGGGCCAAUUUGCAACCCAAUUGAACGCGAGGCCAGCCGGUACACUACCGUCCAAUACGGAAGACCCUCGAAAGGGCACCAACGAGCAGUGCAAAGCCGUAAGUUUGAGGAAUGGAAAACAAUUAGAAGAAGUGGCGAAGAAGGCAACAAGCAAGGAUGGGGAGGAGCAACAAGAAAAAGAAGCGGAGAUUCUGACAGAUUCACCAGGUGAAAAAAGGGUCGUUGCGCCUAAGCCGACCCCUCAGGUACCUUAUCCUCAACGCCAGAUAAAGGCGAAAAAUGAGUCGUAUUACAAAAGUUUUCUUGAGCAAUUGAAUGAAUUACAUAUUAAUAUUCCUUUUACUCGAGCACUUGAACUAAUGCCUCAUUGGGUGAAAUUUUUGAAAGACAUGGUAUCAAAGAAACGAAAAUUCGGUGAACAUGAGAUGAUAGCGUUAACCGAACAAUGCAGUGCCAUUCUUACGCGUCCAAUUCCACCAAAGCUUGGAGAUCCGGGUAAGUUUACGAUUCCAGUUGCUAUCGGAGGUAAGUUCUUUGCAAAAUCUCUCAUAGAUUUAGGUGCGAGUAUUAAUCUCAUGCCUUUCUCGGUUUUUCAAAGUUUGGGAUUAGGAGAUAUAAAAUUGGUAUCUGUGACGUUACAGUUAGCCGAUAGAUCACUCAUAUACCCAAAGGGAAUAGUAGAGGAUGUGUUAGUUAAAGUAGAUAAAUUCAUCUUUCCUGCAGAUUUUGUAGUUCUUGAUAUGGAAGAAGAUAAAGAAAUUCCCUUGAUUUUGGGAAGACCUUUUUUGAGAACUGGUAGAACUAUAAUCGAUGUGUAUAACGGAAUUUUAUCUAUGUCUUUGGGGGAUGAAACGAUUAAAUUUGAUGUUUUCCGUACAAUGAAACACCCUCAAGAGGUUGAUGAAUGCUUUGCUUUUGAUGUGUUAGAUCAAUUGAAUUUUGAUUUUGUUGAACCUUUAAUUGCGGAUCCGUUGGAAGCAUCUUUGUGUGUAGGAACAUCAGUUGAAGAAGAAGAAGUGACGGAACAAUUAUGUUGGUUGGAUUCGGCAAAGCCGCUGUCAAGACCACGCUUUGAGAGUUUGGAGACGGAGAUCCCGUUAUCUGUCACUUUUAAGCCUUCAGUGAUCGAACCUCCGAAACUUGAGCUUAAAGUUUUACCAUCUCAUUUAAAAUAUAUGUAUCUUGGAGCUCAUGAGACCUUACCUAUUAUUAUUUCCUCAUCGUUGACAGGUCUACAGGAAAAGAGACUUUUGGAGGUAUUGCGAGAGCAUAAGCUAGCACUUGGAUGGACAAUCGCCGACAUCAAGGGCAUAAGUCCAACUUUUUGCAUGCACAAGAUCAUAUUGGAGGAGAGCCAUAAAUCUUCGGUGGAACAACAGAGGCGAUUGAACCCCAUCAUGAAGGAAGUUGUGAAGAAAGAAAUCAUCAAGUGGCUAGACGCAGGUAUUAUUUUUCCUAUCUCCGAUAGUGCGUGGGUUAGUUCGGUACAAUGUGUACCCAAAGGGGGAAUGACUGUUAUAAAAAACGAAAAAAAUGAAUUAAUCCCUUCUAGGACAGUAACGGGUUGGCGAAUUUGCAUGGAUUAUAGAAAAUUGAAUAAAGCCACUCGAAAAGAUCACUUCCCGUUGCCCUUUAUUGAUCAAAUGCUUGAUAGGCUAGCUUGUCAAGAAUUUUAUUGUUUUUUAGAUGGGUAUUCCGGUUACAACCAAAUUGCCAUAGCUCCCGAGGACCAAGACAAAACCACUUUUACUUGUCCUUUUGGUACCUUUGCUUUUAGAUCUAUGCCUUUUGGUUUGUGCAAUGCUCCUGCUACUUUUCAACGUUGUAUGAUGGCAAUUUUUACGGACAUGGUUGAAUGUGGUCUUGAAAUUUUUAUGGAUGAUUUUUCUGUCUUCGGUGAUACGUAUGACACUUGUCUCCAAAUACUGGCUAAGGUUCUUCGCAGGUGUGAAGAAACAAACUUGGUGCUCAACUGGGAAAAGUGCCACUUUAUGGUGCAAGAGGGGAUUGUGCUAGGACACAAGGUGUCAAAGAAGGGGUUAGAAGUCGAUCGAGCAAAAAUCGAGACAAUCGAGAAACUACCGCCACCAAUUUCCGUAAAGGGAAUUCGAAGUUUCUUGGGACAUGCGGGAUUCUAUAGGCGGUUCAUCAAAGAUUUCUCCAAGGUAGCCAAACCAUUGUGCAAUUUGUUGGAGAAGGAUAUCAAAUUCGAUUUCAAUGACGAAUGCCUCAAAGCCUUCGACGACUUGAAAACAAGGUUAGUAACAGCCCCUAUUAUUGUUGUGCCCGAUUGGAAUGAACCUUUUGAGCUUAUGUGUGAUGCCAGCGAUUUUGCGGUAGGUGCCGUGUUAGGUCAAAGAAAGAAUAAAAUGUUUCAUUCAAUUUACUAUGCUAGUAAAACUCUCAACGAUGCACAAUUGAAUUAUACCACCACUGAAAAAGAGUUGCUAGCAGUUGUUUUUGCAUUCGAAAAAUUUAGAUCAUAUCUUAUAGGCACCAAAGUCAUUGUCUUCACGGAUCACUCGGCUUUAAAAUAUUUGAUAGAAAAGAAAGAGGCAAAACCUAGACUUAUUAGGUGGGUAUUAUUGUUGCAAGAGUUCGACUUGGAAAUUCGUGACUGUAAGGGUAGCGAAAACCAAGUAGCCGAUCACCUAUCUAGGUUAGAAACGGAAGUCAAAGAUCCAAUUUGCAUUAAUGAAAAUUUUCCGGAUGAACAAUUGCUUGCGAUUAAUAAUCAAGAAGUACCAUGGUAUGCGGAUUUUGUGAAUUAUUUAGUUAGCCAUGUACUACCACCCGAGCUCACUUUUCAUCAACGGAAAAAGUUUUUACACGAUGUGAAUUUCUACUUUUGGGAAGAACCCUUUCUGUUUAGACAAUGCAGCGAUUUAGUCAUUCGAAGAUGUGUACCGGAAAGCGAGCAAAGAGAUAUACUUUUCCACUGCCAUGGCUCGGAUUAUGCGGGACAUUAUGGAGGAGAGCGCACGGCGAGAAAGGUGCUUCAAUCAGGUUUCUUUUGGCCAACUUUGUUUAAAGAUUGCUAUAAUUUUGUUUCAAGUUGUGAUAGAUGCCAGCGAGUUGGUAAUAUUUCAAGGAGGCACGAACUCCCAUUAAAUACAAUGAUCGAAGUAGAGCCCUUUGAUGUAUGGGGGAUAGAUUUUAUGGGACCUUUUGUCCCAUCAUUCAAUAACUUAUACAUCUUAGUGGCCGUCGAUUAUGUAUCUAAAUGGGUUGAGGCGGCCGCCUUUCCUACUAAUGAUUCUGCAGUGGUUUGUGCUUUCUUAAAAAGACAGAUUUUCACUCGUUUUGGAACGCCACGAGCAAUUAUUACUGAUGGAGGCACUCACUUUUGCAAUAAACAAUUCGAAGCACUCUUGGCCAAGUAUGGAGUAAAGCACAAGGUCGCAUUGGCAUACCACCCUCAGACGAACGGGCAAGCCGAGGUAACGAAUCGUGAAAUCAAAAACAUCCUCGAAAAGGUUGUGAGUCCUACCUGGAAAGAUUGGUCGAGAAAAUUGGAUGAUGCACUUUGGGCAUAUCGUACGGCUUACAAAACUCCACUUGGGAUGACACCGUUUCGUUUGAUUUAUGGCAAGGCGUGUCAUCUACCGGUUGAAUUGGAGCAUAAUGCGUUUUGGGCAAUUAAAAAGCUGAAUUUCGAUAUUGAAGCGUGCAAGGAGAAACGAAUGCUGCAACUCAACGAGCUCGACGAAUUGAGAUUGAAUGCAUAUGAAAGCAAUCGUGUAUACAAGGAGAAAACCAAGCGUUGGCACGAUAACAAGAUAUUGCAUCGAGAAUUUCAAAAGGGGCAAUUGGUUCUCCUCUACAACUCCCGUCUAAAGUUGUUUCCGGGAAAACUCAAGUCAAGAUGGUCCGGACCGUUUACUAUACUUGACGUAUUUCCGCAUGGCGCAGUCGAAGUAUUGGACCCCGAGACCGAAAAAUCGUUCAAGGUCAAUGGACAACGCCUCAAGCAUUAUCAAGGAGGGGAAUUCAAUCGCCAAGUGACUUCGGUCACGAGGAUUCAAGAACAAGCAAUUGUCUCCAAAAACCCAUUCCACCAAGAACGCCCACAAGGUGUUCGGCGAAUUGUCCGACUCAAGUUUGGGGGCAAUUUUGCACACCAAUUCACUCCCAAUCUCCUCCACAAGCAUUCUCAAAGUAUGGGGAAACGCGGACGUGACGGGGAGGGCCCUUCUCAAGGCGAAAGCACCUCAAAAGGCAAGGGGAAGGGCAAGAAAACCGACCAAAUUCCGACCCCCGACGACGACGCUUUUUGUGUCGACGGCGCUAGUGCUCGUUUCGAGAAGCAAAAGGGGAAGAAACUAGUAACAGAGCGUGCCUACGAGAUCACUCUUCCACAAUUUGCCCCGCUACAUCAAGAAUUCUUACGACGAGGGUGGCAAGCACUAUUGGAACCGGAAGGGUCAAUCAACCUAUCAUUGGUCCGCGAGUUCUAUGCCAACAACCAUAUCCACCUCACAGAGGAGCGGAACGUGAGCACGGUUCGAGGCAAGAGGAUCGAGUGGAAUGCCUACGCAAUCAAUUCUUUCUAUCACCUCCGACACAUGACACCAUUCAAUUGGGGGCAAAUGCAACUUGCGGUCACACGAGAUCAAAUCGCCGAGGUGUUGUGCGAUGGACCCCCCAUUUGGUCCGAACUAUCAACCGAAGAAAAGUACGAGUUAGAGUGGAAAUGCAUCAACCAAGUAGGCAAGGCGUGCCUUACGUUCAUUUGUGCCAACCUCAUUCCCACCCGCUCGUGGACUCGCGUGGACCCCGAACGGUGCGCUUUGGCAUACUACAUCCUCAAGGGCACUCCGAUCAACAUUGGCGUAAUCAUAUCCGGCCGAUUUUGGACCUCCAUGGUCAACAACUCCAAGGGGUUUUAUUUCCCUUGCCUCAUUACCGGCUUAUGCAAGAAGGCGAAGGUCCCAACCAAACCGACCGACAUUUUCACAUCAAUUCGAAAUCCGAUGAAUGACCUUGCGGCCCGGCAAUACAAGGCACCCAUCCAAGAUGGCGAGCAACCCGUCGAGAACCAACCAAUAGCUCCACCCGAGGGUCCAAGCACAAGUUCGGACCGACGAUUUCAACGAAGAAUGGAGCGAGAGUUGGUGAUCACGAGAAAUCGGCUUGCAACGGUGGAGCACAAGGUGAGCACGAUCGAAUCCCUCCAACGGUGGUCGGGAAAAAUGCUUCAAGCCAUUGUACGCCAUUUGGCAUGUGGAAAUCCCGAGUGUGAAGAACCGGCUCCGUUGCCCGCACCGAUUCUUGAGCCGGUACCCGAGCUUUCGGAUGAUGAAGGAGAUGGUAAUGCUCAUGCGCAAGGCGGAGUUGACGAGCAGCCCGACGAUGGUCCCGACGCGUAA
Erythranthe guttata (spotted monkey flower) is the source of this 5370-nucleotide messenger RNA. Lineage: Eukaryota; Viridiplantae; Streptophyta; Magnoliopsida; Lamiales; Phrymaceae. The record is from RefSeq and is a predicted model, not a curated record.